Esox lucius (northern pike) is the source of this 3442-nucleotide messenger RNA. Its product is annotated as smoothelin-like protein 2. The transcript is spliced from 12 exons. Bases 486 to 2372 code for a protein of 628 amino acids. Gene Ontology annotation, cellular component: microtubule organizing center; filamentous actin. Gene Ontology annotation, biological process: actin cytoskeleton organization. NCBI's taxonomy places the organism in Eukaryota, Metazoa, Chordata, Actinopteri, Esociformes, Esocidae. Gene Ontology annotation, molecular function: protein binding. The record is from RefSeq and is a predicted model, not a curated record.
CACAAGGCUGUUAAAGAGCUGCACAGAGUUCAGAACACAUUUACACACAGCAGAGCACCUCUCAUGACAUUCAUUUAGAGGGGUUUGCAUGCAUUCCCCACACACACAAAUAAGCACACUCGUACACAAGUAGGGGCGGGACACUCCACUACUGGACCUCUCUUUCAGCAGGACUAUUCUAAAGAGCCACAGAGACUAUAAAUAAGAGUUCUCAUCCACUGUGGAAGUGAGUGGGCUCUAGCAGGACGUUAAUGGGGCUUUAAUGAGUCCUCCUUUUACACUCAUAACUGUACUGGGAAAUGGUUAUAGUACACCACCUAAAUCUCCCUCUUAAGACCUCACUGUGGUAGCAAAGAAGGAUAGAGAUCUAGAGAUCUUCUUCGUCGCUUCUCAGUAGCCCAGCCGGGGGGAAAAGGAAGAAAGGACGAGGACCGAUCCACCGCUUCGUAUCCUGUGACCCGGGGGUGACUGUUGCCAUCGUGGAUAUGGAUGCCGCUCACACACCCGUUCUGGCCGGCAGUGCCGCCGCGUGCGACGAGACAGUGUCCGAGGCUCUGGGCCGCUUUGAGGCCACACUGGCAGCAGCGGUGCGCGAGGUCCACAUGGAUGUUAGCGUUUUUAAGCGGGGCGUGGAGCGACGUGUGGACGAGGCUUGCCAGGCCCAGGGACCCCUGGCCGAAGCGGUGCAACAGCUGACCCAGGAGAACCAGCGGCUCCGCAGUCAACUGGAGGCGUUGGCCUGCUUGGUGGAGGGUCUGAUGGGGAAAGGGGUGAACAAGAGCACCAUGGAGGAGAAGGAAAGUAAGGAAUGCAUCCACAUUACUGCGUCCCAGGGGACGGUGAGCAGGAGCCAGGGGAGAACCUCCACCAUGGUCCAAGCUGGACUGUCAGAGUCUCGUUCUUCUGAGUUUGGUGCCUGUAGUAGGACAUCAGCCCGUCUCUCCAGCACUAUGACCAAUGGUCAUAAGAGUGUUGUCAAAACGGAGGAUACAAAUGUGGCUGCUGUGUUGGAGAAUGGACAUUACCAUGAGCAAGAGGACUUGUCAAUCAGCAAGCCACAUCUUCCCUGCACUUCAGUAACAAAGACAGACUCCCUAACUGGGCUUAAACCAACAGCACAAUCCCCUGCUUUGGCCAAGAAGUCUUCUGCUUCAACACCAAAGACCCCUUACCCAAUAGCAGAUGUCACAACUCCCAAAACAGCACUUGAUGCUUUGUUUUGUCCUGCACCAGCAUUGAUGAGAGAGACCCAAGUUACUCUUCCAGUUCUGUCACAAGGAUUAGAGAAUUUGUCUGGACAACAACAGGAAGUGAGAUCACCAGCUGUAAGCCUUUUAGCCCAGCAGGAGCACACCACCCCAACACAUCUGCCCCUGCCCCAUCCUCCUGUCAGUGCCAUGAAUAGAACCAGCCCAGAGUUUCCAACUGCACCCACCCCAUCUGGGGCUCCUGCCACUCCCACCCAGUCUCUGGCCACCCCCAACCAAUCUCCUGCCACACCCACCCAGUCUCCUGCCACCCCCACCCAGUCUCUGGCAACCCCCACCCAGUCUCCUACCACUCCCACCCAGUCUCUGGCCACCCCCACCCAGUCUCCUGCAACCCCACACUCCCCUGCACCAUCACCUAAAACAUCCAACCAAUCAGUUAUGGAGGAAACUACACCCAAAGCUCCGGGGGAAUUUCCUUUUAAGCGUAGUGAACGUGAACGACCUGCAGUUAAGCCAGCGAGCCCUAAUCUAACACGCAGCAUGAGCUUCCCAGCAACCACAGAAAAACUCCUGCCCCCCAGAAAAAUACCUCCACCUGGUAUAGACAAAAACCUAGACAAGUUUGGCACUCCAAAUAAGUUUGGUGGUCCUAACAACUUCGGCAGUGGUGGCGAGCGGAAGCUGCAGAGAUCACAGACGCUUCCUCGCAACCUUGGGAUGCAGGGCAAACGGUCUCUGUUUGAAAGCCUGGCCUCCGAGUGUGACAGGUCCAAGGCUGCAGGUUCCAAGCCAAAAUUGCAGCGCUCCCAGAGCUUCAACAGUGCCGGCAGCAUCAAGGCAAUGCUCCUGGAGUGGUGCCGCUCUAAAACUAUCGGCUACAAAAACAUAGACAUCCAGAAUUUUUCGUCCAGCUGGUGUGAUGGGAUGGCCUUUGCUGCACUAGUCCACUCCUUCUUCCCCCUAGAAUUUGACUACAACACACUGAACCCUGCCAAUCGCAAAGAAAACUUUGAAGUGGCAUUCACCACAGCAGAGAAGCAGGCUGACUGUGUGCGUCUAAUAGAGGUGGAGGAUAUGAUGGCAAUGGGUAACAAACCAGACCCGAUGUGUAUUUUCACCUACGUCCAGUCCCUCUACAACCACCUGAAGGCCUUCGAGUGACACGCCCGUGUGUAGGCGAUCACCCCAACACCAGCUACACUGAUGCAUGUCACCAGCAAGCCAAAAGCACUUCUUCCUACCUUGUUAAAAUAAUUAUGAUUGUGCCUGUACAAUUCUGUAUGAUUUUGACUGGUCAUGUAAUAAUGUGCUGUGCAUAUGGUUUGCGGCUUUUAUUUUGCCUCAUAUAGAACAUAAAGGUAAAGUUGUUUAGCAAAUAUAUUUUUGACCAGAGAGACAUCUGGUGGUAACUGCCUAGUGGUGUAAUUUUUAUGCAAUGUAGGUCAUGAAUUAAAUUAACUGAGAUAUAUAUUAAUAAGUGUUAGUCACUUGGAGAUUGAAGCAAGUUAAAUGUACGAAAGACAUAGUUUAAGUUGCAACGGGAAAAUGAAAAAGUUCAAAUGAAAGUGUAAAUGCAGGGAAAGCUGGCAUGACUCAGGAGCAACUUGUUAAUUGUUUAUUUAUUUGGAUCCCCAUCAGCUUCUGUUAAAGCAGCAGCUACUCUUCCUGGGAUCCAUAGAAAACACAAAACAUAACAACUAACAUUGCACAGACACACUGAAAGGCCAGAACAGUCCACAAAGAAUAUUGGUCCUGGAUCAGUUCAACCUGUGGACUCUCAUUGUCCAAGGACUGUAUUGUGGUGCUAGAUAAAGACAACCUGCUGUGAGAUGAUGAUAGUGACCACUAUGAGAACAAGGAGGUAGAUGCUUCAACAGAUAUACAUUUCUCUCUUGGGAAGACAAAACUCAGCAACCAGUCGGUUGGAGUGUAUGAAGUUAGAUGGAACUGCACAAGCUUUGUGCAGAUUUUCACAAUUAUUUUCUGUAGAAGUAGAAUUUGUCACAGAGUGGACCACAAUUUAUGGACUUGAAGUUUUUAAUCUUAAAAUGCCACUGUUUAGAAAUAAAGUUACUCCACUCAAAUUUAAAACCUUCAGUGAUGAUAUUGAUGUUUAAAAUGCAUCUGUUUUUUAUGUUAGUCAGCUUAUCGGCAUUACAAAUAACUGCUGUAGCUACAUUUAUUGAACAACAAUAAAAUGUAAUGGAGAAGCUUUCAUUACAGUGUGUGUA